Racocetra persica is the source of this 888-nucleotide messenger RNA. Lineage: Eukaryota; Fungi; Glomeromycota; Glomeromycetes; Diversisporales; Gigasporaceae. The record is from the annotation of a GenBank genome assembly.
GUUGCUUGGGUUGAAAGGGAUCAAGUUGUCUAUGCUUCUGAGUUGCAACGCGGUGCUCCCUGGGGGUUGGCCCAUGGCAUCACUGUUUAUAUCAUAGAUACUGGUAUCAAUAUUAAUCAUACUGACUUUGAAGGUAGAGCUUCAUGGGGUGCUACGAUUCCUGAAAAUGAUGAGGAUGUAGAUGGUAAUGGUCACGGUACCCAUGUUGCCGGAACUGUCUCUGGUAAACGAUAUGGUGUAGCAAAAAAAGCAAAAGUUGUUGCCGUAAAAGUUUUAAGAUCCAACGGUUCUGGUACUAUGUCUGACGUAAUUAAAGGUGUCGAAUUUGCUGCCGAGGCUCACUUAAAAGAACAAGAAAACGCCCGUAAAAGUGGUCGUCGUUUCAAGGGUUCUGGUGCUAACAUGAGUUUAGGUGGUGGUAGAAGUAAGGCUUUGGAUAUGGCCGUUGAUGGUGCCGUAAAUGUUGGUCUCCACUUCGCUGUUGCUGCUGGCAAUGAUAAUCGUGAUGCCUGUGAAUAUUCUCCUGCUGCUUCUGAAUUAUCUAUCACUGUUGGUGCUUCUACCAUUGAAGAUGAACGUGCCUGGUUCUCUAACCAUGGUUCAUGUGUUGAUGUUUUCGGUCCCGGAAAGGAUGUUCAAUCCGCUUGGAUUGGCUCACGAACUGCAACCAACACUAUCUCUGGAACUAGUAUGGCCUCUCCGCAUGUUGCCGGUUUAGUCGCAUACUUGCUUUCUCUCCAAUCCGAUUCUGAUUCUGAAUUCUUUACUGCACCUAUAACUCCAAAAGAACUCAAGAAUAUGAUCAUUAAAUAUUCUACGAAGGAUGCUCUUGCAAAACUUCCUCCUAAAACCAAUAAUUACUUGAUAUUUAACAACUUUUCUGAAUAA